AUGCAUUCUCUUCUCGUCCUCGCAUCUCUCCUCACCCUGACUUCAGCGGCGCAGGAAUAUUUUUCCGAAACCUGCAAGGACGUACUCCUCGGGGCCUCCACCGGAAUCCUAACAGCGACUUGCAAUGAUAAACAGCAAAAGCCAAAAGCCGCAGCUCUCGAUCUGAACAAAAUCAUUGGAGUUCAGACCGACCCCCUUUCGCUUAUUUUCACAAAUCCAUACAACGGACCAAAACCUGGCUUUACUCCGUUCUGUUCCGGAUGUGUGUUGACAAAGAAGCCUCAUCCAAUUUACGGCGGUCCCGUCACCUGGAUGAACUGUCGUUGUGGAAGUCCAAGUGUUACUCUGGAGAGCAAUCUUGACGAAAAUAUUGGAAACGAUGACGGCGUCCUGAAGAGCCUCUUUAGUGAUUACAAAGGUUGA
Glarea lozoyensis ATCC 20868 is the source of this 423-nucleotide messenger RNA. RefSeq names its product Cyanovirin-N. Lineage: Eukaryota; Fungi; Ascomycota; Leotiomycetes; Helotiales; Helotiaceae. Bases 1 to 423 code for a protein of 140 amino acids. The record is from RefSeq and is a predicted model, not a curated record. The transcript has 3 exons.